Molecule: messenger RNA, 1308 nt
Organism: Klebsormidium nitens
Lineage: Eukaryota; Viridiplantae; Streptophyta; Klebsormidiophyceae; Klebsormidiales; Klebsormidiaceae
Source: the annotation of a GenBank genome assembly
AUGCCUGACGUGGUCCGGCCCUACCUCCGGGUCGGUCAAGAGUUUCUCGUGGCGGGGGGGUUCGAUGACCUUGAGUUGAAAGAUGUUGCGCGGGCGGUCAAAAGGGUGGGACCAGCUGAGUUCCACGACGGGCCAAGCGAGGCUUACCGUGGCAACCACGCCGAGGCUGACACCCGGGUCUGGCUCCAUGCGCGCGUCUCCCCUUACCGCGUGGUCACCAUCUACUCGCCAGACACGGACAUCACCAUGGUUGGCCUCCUGAACUGCAGGAAGUGGAGAGAAGGGGGUUCAGGAGAAACGAAGCAGGUUUACGUGCAGAUAUGCCGCCCCGAUGGAAAAGACACUGAGGCGCAGUUCGUGAGCGGGACGGACGGCAACACGCUAGCGGACUGGCCUCGGCAUCGGGUCGAGUCUGUGACGGGGCAGGUCGGCGCAGAGGGGGAUCGGGCAGAGGAGGGGGCUGGCGGCGAAAGCGGGCUGAAUUGUGGAAUUGGGCGCCGGAGCGUGGGGGAAGGAGAGAGCGAAAGAGUGACAGAGGGAUGGGCAGGGGUACCGCGCGAACAGCGUGCGGCUCUAGGUGCUUUUCUGAAAUUGAUCGGCACCAGCUACUUUUACAAGCACAAGGCGCGGUUCUCCAGCCCCUCAGCAGCUCGCUCGUUUAGCUCUUUUUCGGACGCGGACGAUACCAAUCUAGAGGCGAUCAGCAAAUGGCUGGAGCACUUGAGGGAGCAGACCUGGGCGGCGGUGCCUAACGAGGAAGAUUGUCUGCCCUCAUUUGGAGCCCUAUACUUCCAAUACCUAAGAGGCCUUUUUGCCUUGAAGAUGUGGGAACAGGCCUGCAAUGGCCAAAUCAGGGUGCCAGCCAUCACUGCCCACGGGUACUGUCAAACCGAACGGGGGCUGGAGCUGCUAUACGACUACCAAAGGAGGAUUGAGCAGAUCAAGGAGCAGGUCGCAACCGUUUUGAAGGGGUGUGGAUGCAGACGACAAGGAAGGAGCAUCCGACCCACCUUCUUGGAGGAGGAGGGUGCAGAGGACCAGUUCGUGAUCCUAGUGCAGCAGGAGGUUGUUGACAGAGAGGGCCAGCUUAGGCUUAGCGACGGAGAGGAGGAUGAUGAGGAAGAGGUCGAUGAGUGGCAGGACUGGGAUGAGCACCUGCCAGAAGCAGACAGCGAGGAAUUAGAGGAGGCAGCACUAUCCUGGGAUGUAGCUCAGGCGACAACGGGGACGACUCUGGGUCGGAAAGUGGUUCUGAAGUGGAGCAAGACAGCAACGAAGGCGGCGAGGUUUGAGGGAAGGCAUGAUCAG